AUGAAACAAGCAGAUAUUUCCACUUUAUCAUCACCAUUGAAUGGUAAAAUAAUUGUACUCGAACUUGGUUAUGAAAUCAGUUUGAAAAGUAAACAAGAAUUAAUGAAAUAUUUACGAGAAAAACAAGCACGUAUUUCAUAUAUAUUGACAUCCAGUACUGAUUAUGUUUUAUCUACAAAUAAUGUCGAUACUUACAAAAUACGUCGUGCUAAACAACUUGGUUUACCAAUAGUUGAUGUUGAAUAUAUAUGGAGAUGUCGUUCUUUGUCAUCUGAUCAAAAACAAAUUGAUAUUAAUCAAUUUAUUAUCAAAUCAACGGAAGAUCAAGAAAAUUUUAGAAAAACGGGCACUAUUUCCGUGAGAAAUAUUUGUAAUUCGUGUUCGAUAGGAAGAUCUCGAACGAAUUUAACUCAAAUGAAAUUGUGGAAUUCUGAUGAAGUCGGUUUACCUCGUUUUGAUGAAUUAACUCAUUGUGAAAUUGGUAAAUGGGCCAUUUUUAAAGAAACUAAUGAAACUUUCGAUGUAUUUUUUGUUCUUGAACUUCAAGUUAUUCCUGAACAAUACUACGAUCAAACAACAAGUGAUUAUCGAUUAAGAUUUCGAUAUGAAAAACGUAUUAUUGAUCAAACAGUGUUAAUACAAUAUGCAUUUAGUAAUGAUUCAAAUGAACAACAACAAUUAUUUGCAUCAUAUUAUGAUCGAAUAGCUAAAAUGCCACGUAUAACACGAAUUCGUGAAAUAUUACAUAAUCAAUUAGGAUCAAAAUUAUUAUUACGUUCAUUAUUUACUCAUUGUAUUGAUACACAAAUACUCGAUGCAAAUGUGUGUCAAUUAAUCGAAUCACUUUGGUUGGAAUCAAUUGGUGAUUUAAAUCAAAUUCUAAGUAUAAAACCUGAAUCAUUUACUCUUAAAACGAUUAUUGAAGCUGAAGCUGCAUUACUUGAACUCAAAUUGACCAAUGAUCCUGCUGUUGCAGAUCGUUUUUAUUCAUUAAUACCCCAUCGAUCACAGUAUCAUAUUGAUCUUAUUAAGAAUCGUCGAAUAUUGAUUGAAAAACUCGACUUGUGUCAAAUGCUUCGAGAUAUGUUAACAGUCAAUGAACUAACUAAUUGGAAUGUAAAAGCAUCAAUUGAAGCAAAAUAUCGAGCAUUGAAAUGUCAUAUUGAAACAAUGUCAAAUUCAACAUCGGAAUUUAAGAAUAUUGUGAAUCUCAUUCAAUCAUCCAGAAAUAGUAAUGAACAAAUUGUUAUUCAUAAUGUAUUCAAUGUCGUUAAACAGACAGAUACUCUCAAUUUUUGUACAAAAUUAUCCAAUCAACAACAACUUUUUCACGGAUCAAAAUAUUCAAAUUUCCUCGGAAUUCUUUCACGAGGUUUAUCUAUGCCAAAAAUGGUAGUUGAAGAAUUAGGUGUUGAUCGCACUGAUAUUGGUUGUCUUGGACAUGGAAUUUACUUUUCUAAUUCUGUUUCAACAUCUUUAAAAUAUACAACAGCAAGUACAGUACGAUCAGGUCGUCGUUUAUUAUGUAUUUGUCAAGUGGCACUUGGUGAAUCAGCUGAUUAUUAUUCAUAUUCACCAACACUCAUCAAACCUCCUGAUGGUUUUCAUAGUACACAUGGAAUUAAACAAACUGAAGAUAAUCAUUCAAUAUUUAAUGAUGAUGAAUAUGUAAUUUAUCAAGUUGAUCAACAACGUUUACUCUACAUUGUAGAAGUUUCAUGGAUAUUAAAAAAUGAAAUUAAUAUUGAAUUAGAACGAUUAUCAAUUAUUCAUGAUGAACAAAAUCUAUUUAAAACAAAUGAAAUUCCUACGAUAUUAAUCGAUGAUGAUAAAAUUACUGAAAUAGCUGAACAAGAUUAUGGUUUAAUAUGUUCAUCAUCAAGACAACUUGUUCCACUUAAAUCAUUUCAUAUUCGUGCUCAAAUUAUCGAUACUACAGUUGAAGUUGUUCUCUAUCAAGUUUAUCAAAAUCCAAGUUCAAUUCCAAUUGAAGCCAAAUAUGUAUUUCCUCUUGAUGAAAAUUCAAUUGUUUGUGGUUUUGAAGCACAUAUCAAUAAUCAAAUUAUCAAAGGUAUUGUUAAAGAAAAACAACAAGCGAAACAAGAAUAUAAACAAGCUAUUGAAAAAGGUCAUGGUGCUUAUUUAAUGCAUCAAGAAGAAGCACAAGUAUUUAGUGUUGCUGUUGGGAAUUUACCAGGUCAUAAUGAAGUUAUUAUUAAAAUAACUUAUGUUGCACAAUUAGACAUUGAAAAUGGUGAUAUUAUUUUUCGUUUUCCUGCUAAAAUGGCUUCAUGGCAAUCGAAAAAAGCGAUCGAAAACAAAGAUCAAUCAAUUUUACGAUCGAUUAGUAUUAUCGAUGAAAAAGUUCAAUUUAGUUUGAAAGCAUCAAUUCGAAUGCCAUAUGAAAUAUCGAAAUUAUUUUCACCAACACAUCGUCUUCGUCGAAAAUUAACUGAUUGUACAGCUAUGAUUGAACUUGUUGAUAAGAUUUUAUUUGAUCAAGAUUUUAUUCUUUCAAUAACACUUAAGAAUCCUAAUUUACCUCGAAUAUCAAAUGAAACAUCGAAUAACGAUGAUUCUCAAGUAUCGAUGCUCACAUUUUAUCCACAAUUUCAAACAUUAAUGAAUUCAAACGAACAAAUUGAAAUUAUUUUCAUUGUUGAUGUGUCAAAUUCAAUGGAUGACAGUCAGACACAACAAGCUAAACAAUUAAUUCAUUUGUUUCUUAUGAAUUUGAAAGUUGAUGAUGAAAAAACAUAUUUUAAUGUCAUUUUUUUUGGAUCAGAUAAUGAUGAAUGUUUUCCUAUUUCAAUGUCAACAAAGAAAGAAAAUCUGGAUAAAGCCAAAUAUUUUGUUCUUCAUUCACCUGUUCAUCGUGGGAGUACAAAUCUAUUUGCUGUUUUUCAUCGUUAUUCAUUAUUACCAUCAACAUUAUCAUCGAAUUUCGGUCGUCAAUUUAUUUUAUUAUCUGAUGGACAUAUUCACGAUCUUAAUUCGAUUCUUAUUUUACUUAAACAUCACCCAACUAUGCAACAUGAUCGUUUAUUUACAUGUUCAAUUGGUAAUAUCGCAAAUAAACAUAAUUUAAAACAAUUGACUAAUGAAGCAAAUGGAGGUGGUUUAUUCACAAUAUUUGAUUCAAAUUAUCGAUCAAAAUGGAAAAUAAAAGUAUUGAAUAUUCUCGAUAAGAUUCACCAACCAUGUAUUACAAAUAUAUCAAUUGAUUGGCAUGGUUGUUUCAAUAAAGAACAAAAGUUUCAUAUACAAGCACCAAAAAGAAUUCGAUCUUUGUUUAAUGGAAUGCGACUUACUGUUUAUCGAUUCAUAGAAAAUUGUCAUAAGGCAACAUUAACAGCUAUUGUAAAUGGACAAGAAUUUGUUACAACUGUAUUUAGUAGUUCAAUGACAACUAACAAAGGAAAUAUUUUACAUUGUUUAACUACACGAGCGAUCAUUGAUGAUUAUGAUAAUGGUCUAUGGAAUGUCGAUGAAAGUGAAAAUGAAUUAAUUAAAAUUCAAUAUAAACGAGAUCUUAUUGACCUUAGUAUUAAACAUUCUGUUAUUAGUCCAUACACUAGUUUUGUUGCCAUUGAAGAACGUAAUAUUCAAAUCGAUCAAAAUCAUUCAUCUUCGAUUAGAAAUGUUCGUUUACUUGAUAUUAUGCUUGAACGAGAUGAGGAUUUAUUACCCUAUAUGAGUUGGGAUGGUGAUGUAUCAAAUUUGACUUUAAUCAAACAAAACUUAGCCGAUGCACGUCUUUUACUUCAAUGUGCAUCGUUUCAGAGUAAAAAGGAAACAAUUGCUGAUAUUGAAAAACUUUGCCAAAAAAUUUCGUAUCGAACAGGUGGAGAUGAAAAAUUCAAUGCAAUGAUGACGAUCAUACGUACAUAUCGUUAUUCAUUGAGUGAAUACGAUCAAGCAGAUGAAAUUGAAGAGAAAAUGCGACAUGAUAUUAUCAUCGAAAUGAUUAAUGCAACAGAAGAAGAACGACAAAUAUUGGAACAACAAUGUUUCGCGAAUAAUUUAAUAAUCUCAAGCGAUCAAUUUAAAUUAUUGGCUGAACAUAAUUCCACAGACUUUUCAAUUGCGAAUAAUACUAAAAUAAGUGCUGAUCAAUUGACUGAAGAACAAAUAGCUGAAUUUAAAGAAGCGUUUUUUCUAUUUGAUAAACAUGGUGAUGGUACAAUUACAAUAAAACAAUUAGGUACCGUAAUGCGUAGUCUUGGUCAUAAUCCAACUGAAAUUGAAUUACAAGAUAUGAUCAAUGAAGUUGCUGCUGAUGGUAAUGGUACAAUUGAUUUUCCUGAAUUUUUAACAAUGAUGGCACGUAAAAUGAAAGAUACUGAUUCAGAAGAAGAAAUUCGCGAAGCAUUCAGUGUUUUUGAUAAGAAUGGUGAUGGAAUUAUAUCAGUUGACGAAUUUCGUCAUGUUAUGACAAAUUUGGGUGAAAAACUCACCGAUGAAGAACUUGAUGAAAUAAUUCGUGAAGCAGAUGUUAAUGGAGGUGUCGAUUUGAUGGCGUUAUUUGGUUCGUAUAACCAUGCAACUGAUAAAUCUGUAUCGACUCCCGAUAAGUCAAAAUCAUACGAACGAUCUGAGAACAUAGAAAUAUCUCCAAAAAUCUUAUCAUUUGAUGGUGAGAGAGAGGAAAAUCUGCAAUUUUCUGCAAAUGAAUCGAAAACUUCAUUUUCAGCCAGUUCAAGAGAACAUAAUGAGGAUGACUUAAUAACAUUAGCGUCUAAAAGUGUUGAAUCAAAAUUCAAUGUUUGUCCACUUAGUCUUGGAAUAGAAGAUAUUUAUGGUAAUAUGCAUACACUUAUUCAUCGUAAUACAACGAUUCCAGUACAAACACAGUUUCAUCAAAUAUUCACAAAUGCUUAUGCGUAUCAAACAUCAGUUAAUAUUCGUAUAUUUGAAGGUGAACAUAAACUUACAAAAUACAAUAUGUUUUUGGAUGAAUUUAGUCUUUCUGGUUUAACAAAUAAUUUGUUUGAUCAAACACUUAAAAUAGGCGUUCGUAUGAAUAUUGAUGUCAAUGGAAUACUUCGUGUUGAUGCUGAAGAAGCUUGUUCAGGAGCAAAAGCAUCAUUUAUUCUUUCUUCUGAUAAGCCAAGAAUGAGCAAAGAAGAUAUUGAAAAACAUAUGACAUUUGUAGAAAGUUAUACAAAUUCUAUAGUUGAUGAUGAUAAAUCCAAUGAUUCAUUAUAUCCGCUUGAUGGUCAAAUUACAAAUAUAACACAUACUUUUUCUGACAAAUUGGACACUUCAUUCGAUCAAAAAGUUAACGUAACAUUUCUUCGAAAAAUGAAAGACAUUCAAUCAACAACAACAAUCAUUGAACAAUUGCUAAAACUUCAAUCUGAAGAUGGUUCAUUUAGAUUGAAUUCCAAUUUAGCUGAUGUGUUUCGUAUUGAUCCUAAUAGUUUAAAUCAUAUUGAAAUCUAUUUAAAUAAACAAGGUUUUAAUUUACUUGCUUUGAAUAUACAAAAUGAAAUUUAUCAUUUAAUUGGUACGGGUAUCGUUCUUCUUUGGUUUAUACUUCAACUACCAUCUCUACAUCAGUAUACAAACCAAUUUUUAUCCAACAUCGAACAAAUCGAAAUUGAUCUUUGCAACUUUUUUCCUGAUAACAUAAUUGAACAUAUUAACAAAGCGAUUGAAUUCUACCGACAAACAAGUCAACGUGAUGAUAUUUAUUGUAAACAAUUGGGAUUGGAUGAUUCAUCAUGGAAUAUAUUUAUUCAACGUAUAUUUAUCGGACUUUGA
Messenger RNA from Adineta ricciae, 5766 nucleotides. The record is from the annotation of a GenBank genome assembly. Lineage: Eukaryota; Metazoa; Rotifera; Eurotatoria; Adinetida; Adinetidae.